CCUUCCCCCCUCCCUCCCUCCCUCUUCCCCUUCCCCCCUUCCCCUCCCUCUCCCCCAUGGACAUGCUCGAUCCCGGCCUCGACACAGCCAACGCCGCCCCCGCUGCCAGCCACGAGAAAGGACAAGAAGGUGAAGAGGGAGUCGAGCUGCAGGAAGGAGAUGGCACAAAUGCAGAUGAGCAGACGGCAGUGGCCAUCGCUAGUGUUCAGCAAGCAGCCUUCACAGAUCAUAAUAUCCAGUAUCAAUUCCGCACAGAGAACAAUGGAGGACAGGUGACAUACAGAGUAGUUCAGGUGACGGAUAGUCAGCUGGAUGGACAAACAGAUGCUACAGGGGCAGUCAGCGUGGUCUCAACAGCAGCGUUCACUAGCGGCCAGCAAGCUGUUGCUCAGGCUGUGAUCCAGAACCCUUUCAGCAAUGGCGGGAGCCCAGCCACAGACGCAGUCAGUGGGGAGGCGCGGUUUGCGUACUUCCCUGCCUCCACGGUGGGGGAUGCCACAGCAGUGUCGGUGCAGACGACGGAUCAAUCGCUGACGCAGGCAGGAGGCCAGUUCUAUGUGAUGAUGACACCACCAGAUGUGUUGCCAACAGGAACGCAACGUACCAUCGCCCCUCGUACGCACCCCUAUUCCCCGAAAAUGGAUGGGACACGGACGCCACGAGAUGAGAGGCGAAGAGCUCAGCACAAUGAAGUUGAACGGAGGCGGCGGGACAAGAUCAACAACUGGAUUGUCCAACUAUCAAAAAUCAUUCCAGACUGCAAUACAGAUAAUAGCAAGACGGGAGCGAGUAAAGGAGGCAUCCUAUCCAAAGCCUGCGAUUACAUCCGUGAGCUGCGCCAGACGAACCAGCGCAUGCAAGAGACCUUCAAAGAAGCUGAGAGGCUACAGAUGGACAACGACUUGUUACGGCAGCAGAUUGAGGAGCUGAAGAACGAAAAUGCCCUUUUGAGAGCACAGUUGCAACAACAUGGGAUCGAGAUCGUGGGAGACACACCGGGGCAGUAAAAAAAACCAACCCAGUCCUUCUUUGCCACUGCCUCUUCGUAUGGAAUAUCAGCCUUCAGUUCUCCUGCUCCUUUUUGUAUAAAGACGCCCCUACCUUCAAUGAACGUUGUUUCACUCCCCCUCACAUGGGAGUCAAAUAAAGAGGAGGAGAAAUUUGGGGAGGUGCAGGGAGCCAAAUCAUGUGGCUGUUGUCCCAGGCCUUGCAACUGCUCCCAAGAUCCCUCCUGCCCCAAAUACGCUUCCCUACUAGCCCUUCCUAUCUCCCUCCUUUCCUUUACUUAGGAUAUAUUAACAGUAAACAGACAAAAUCUGCAUUUUUAUAGUAGAUUUUUAAACACAGGCUAGCCAAUUGUCUUUCUUUUCUUUUCCCUCCCCUGCCUGAUCUCAGGGGUCAGGGAAUAUCCCCCACCUUAGCAGUUUAAAUCUGUUGGACUCCAUUUUCUCUUCCGAGACUUGUGUAGUUCUGAAUCUUGCUCCCUAGGGGCGGUCGGACUGAUCUGUUUUGGUUAUGGCCAUGAACAUGGGGCAGGAGCAGGGGCUUGGUCUCUCAGGUUUGGCUGCUGAACCAGUGUUUUGGCUUUUUGCUCUGCCUGUGGCCCCUCAGCUGUGAAUAAUUUUUUCAGGAAAUCUGGAACGCAGUCUGCAAAGUUUUAAGUUCUCUCGCUUUAAGGUGCACUGAAGCAAAUGCGCCUUGAGCAUUUAAGCACACGUGUGCUUUAACUUGCACAUCUUGUGCAGUCAUGCACAGGUUGCAUUCAUUGUGAGUGUUGGCAAAAUUCAGCAACAGUUAGUUGGUGCUUAAUUCUAAGUUGCACCAACAAGACCUUUUGCUGGCUUCUACUGUGUGUCACAAACAUGGAAGGUUGCCACUCCGUUUUUGCCUCUUAGCUGUGUCUGUCCUCUUUCUGUUUCCACAUCAGAAUUUGUAUUUUGUUUUAAAGGCACAGUGGAAAACUGUCCUAAAGCCUACUUCAAUCUCAUCCUUCCCUUCCUUUAUUUCCCUUCUUGUAAGUAUUCUUUUAGUUUAUUAGUUUCAAGGCGCGUUUGUAUAGAGGUACGGUGUUUGUAUGAUAGCUGAAACCCAGGCCGUUAGGAAAGUUUUUAGUGGUGGAUUGAAUUGACAACAGGGUUGCUUUUUGUGUGUUUUUUGAUAUUAUAUAAUUUUUUAAUUAAACUUCAGCAGUGUUUUAGGAUUUCAGGUUGAAAUGGAAGAAUCAGGAGAUGUGUUUUUAAAAGAAGUAGUCUCCAAUAUUUUGGGUUUUCCCCACCUCCCCCCACUUCCAAACAGAUCUUUUUUUUUAAGAAAAGAAAAAUGAUAAAACGACAAAUAAUAUUAUUGUAAUAGCCAGUACCUUAGGUUUGAUUUUUUAAAAAAAUAUCUAUAUAUACCAGCCCCCAACGAAAAAAAGCAUAAUCCACGAUUGCAGCUGGAUUUGUAGCGAUAUUUGUACUGUUCAGUCCUGCUCCAACCCUUUUGAAUGUAAGGACGAGGAGGGAAAGGUUAAAUCAAGGGAAAAAGCAAAUGGUAUAUAUAAAUAUAUAUACAUAUAUAUAUAAGAAAAUUAAUAAGUUGGCUUGCAGAGUUUGAUUGUUGGAAAGUAGGAAAUAAUUCUGUUUAUAUAUAAAAGGAGAAAAAUUGCACAGAAA
This is a messenger RNA of Sceloporus undulatus (fence lizard), 2654 nucleotides long. It is a transcript of the gene USF2, whose product is annotated as upstream transcription factor 2, c-fos interacting. The record is from RefSeq and is a predicted model, not a curated record. Gene Ontology annotation, biological process: regulation of transcription by RNA polymerase II. Gene Ontology annotation, molecular function: DNA-binding transcription factor activity, RNA polymerase II-specific; protein dimerization activity; RNA polymerase II cis-regulatory region sequence-specific DNA binding. The transcript has 10 exons. NCBI's taxonomy places the organism in Eukaryota, Metazoa, Chordata, Lepidosauria, Squamata, Phrynosomatidae. The coding region runs from base 57 to 1007 and encodes 316 amino acids.